Molecule: messenger RNA, 1587 nt
Organism: Trichoderma virens Gv29-8
Lineage: Eukaryota; Fungi; Ascomycota; Sordariomycetes; Hypocreales; Hypocreaceae
Exons: 1
Coding region: 1-1389 (462 amino acids)
Molecular function (GO): oxidoreductase activity
Source: RefSeq, a predicted model, not a curated record
AUGUUCACCUCAACUUACAUCUCAUCUCAAUCUCAACCUCAGGCCCCCAGGUUUUCGCUCGACGCCGCCUCCGUCACCGUCAAGAAUGAAAAGACGGGUACCCUCGAGCGCAUCGACAUCCCGCCUCGCAGCUUCUGCAGAGGCUACUAUGAAAACCUGUGCCGCAUGUACGACCACCUCGGCGUGCCCUUCCAGCGAAUCCAGCUCAUCUGGGUGUUUGCCAAAGCCUCUGCCGCCACCCAGACUCAGAUCCCGAGCCACGAGGCCGCCGAGACGAUGCCCGGCAACUACUUUGUCUACGGCAAGCGGCUGCACGAGGCGCUGCUCAUCUCGCCGCAUUUCUGGCGCGGGUCGCUGCAGAACAUCCUGCAGACGUUUUACCUGGCCCUCUGCCACAUCUGGUUCUUCGCGGCGUGCUUCCUGCUGGCGCCGCGGACGAUCAGGCCCGAGGCGUAUCUGGAUGUGAAAUCGGCCACCAAGGACGUUGCCCACUGCGAGUCGUUUCGGCAGUAUCUCGAUCGCAUCCGGCUGCCGCAGAGCUACGUGCUGUAUUACCUGCUGCCCGUGCUGAGCAUCAUCUGCAGCUGUUCACACGCCGAGAUGCUGGAUUUCCCGGCCAGCGAUGUGACCGAGUUCAUGAAGGGAUCCUUUUUGCAAAAGACGUAUGUUGCCAGCGGCGGCAUCAACCGGGUCCAGGCAACGCUGGCCGAAGGAAUUGAGGACAUCCGGCUGGAAACUCGAGUGACAAAGGUGGACCGAGUUGACGGAGGUGUCUUGAUACGCUAUGAAAGCACGCGGGACGCCACACGCUCUGCUUCCGAGGAGACGUUUGAUCGUGUGGUGCUUGCCGUAUCGCCAAAUGUCGCAGCCGCAAUCUUUAAUCCGUCCAAGCCCAUGCUGAGCGUCAUCCCCACGGUUCCCGUCACAAGCACAGUCGUUGCUCCUCUCUCUUCAGGCUUGUCCGUUGUGCACGAAGAUACCCAUGUUCCGUCUGGACAGUGUUCAUAUCGCCGCGGAGACGCUCAAGUCAUGGCCUUUAGGACGACGUUUUCUGAGAGCGUCGUGCAGACCGAGUCAUUGCACUACCUGUCUGACGGACUGAUUGUUAGGACGAGCCCUGUUGGAGAUGCGCCCGAGCUGAAGGGGACACUGGACACAUCGAGGUUUACACGGACGUUGCGCACCACGGAGAGCAGAGGCAUGGUGCAGAGGGUCAUGGGCACGGGCAAAUCUGGUCUUGAAGAGACGGGCGUGUGGGUGAAUGGAAGGGAUAACGUGUGGAUUGUGGGAUCUUGGUGCUGGGAUGGCAUGGUGCUGCUGGAGGGAUGCAUUAUAUCGGCGAUGCGGGUGGCGCGAGAUCUCGGGGUGGCUAUCCCGUGGCAGCAGUAGAUUAUGCAUUUUCCUUUUGUUUUUAUUGUUCUUGUUGGUUGUUAGGAUGUCGCAUGGAGAUACCUCUGGGCUUUUGUGUUUGGCUUUGUUGAUGGAAGAAGUGCAUGUAUGGUUGAAUGAGCGAGUUUACGGUUUGAAGCGUUUUUGUUGUGUACUCUUCUUAUUCCAUUUGAUAGGUUCCAACAUGUUCAUAUUCUU